AUGAGCAAUUUACAAGUUCCAACUAAUAGUGGAGAACGACAAGGUUCUCUAAUUGACACGAUUAAAACCCUUAACUUGGAUAAUAUACAACAUGAUAUACGUCGUAACUUUGCACAAGUAGAUCCGAGGCUACCUAAAGAAAUAAGAAAUAUUUCACUUUUAGUGACGGAAGAAAAAAACGUUUUAACAAGUUUGCAACAUGUUUCAGCGGAAAGAAAAGAAGCAAGUAAACUUCUUCAUGUGUGGGGAAAAGAUGCUGGUGAUGACCUUUCCGAUAUUACUGAAAAAUUAAGUGACUUAUUUUCAAAAAUUGCAGAUGUCGAAACUGUGAUGAUUGAAAAAACUGGACAUUACCGUAAACUGCUUAAAAAUAUCCGUGAGGUAGAAGAAAAAUUAAUCCCUCAUAGAGAAAAAAGACGUAAAAUUCAAGAAGAAAUUCAAAAAAUUAAAAAAUCUCAUCCAAAAUCACCACGUAUUCCAGAACUCGAAGCAGAUCUUGCAUAUGUAAAUAAAGAAGCUGUAAAUGAUGAAAUAGAGGCUGGAAAUGUGAUUAGGAAACAUUUAAAGGAUGCGUUAACAUUACGUCUUGAUUCUAUGUUUGAAUGCUCGGAAAAAAUUGCAAUUGUUACUGGUUUUGGAUUGAACAUUGUUAAUCUAAUUGAUACUACUCCAUGCAAAGUUGGUGAGAAAAGACCAGAAUAUACAGAUUGUCAAGUCUCCUUACUUCGUUGGCAACCAUCAUCUCAAGACAUUCAUGCACUUUUGCCUGCUUUAACCAACACCGCUCCUGCGGCGUUGGCUGCUCAAAAAGAAGAAUAUGAACAAAAGCUCCAUCAACUUACUAAUUCAAUGAAUGUUUUGAAAGAGGAGCAUGAUAAACAAAUUAGUGAAUUUUCUAGUAAAUCGGAAAAUCAGAAACAUGAAUACGAGGCGCAAAUCAACGAUCUUGUUGCAUCUUUAGCUGCUCAAAAAGAAGGUUAUGAGGCACAACUUAACGAUUUAUCUGCUGCCUUAACCGGAGAAAGGGAAACAUUUGAACUGAAAAUUAAAGACUCUAACGCUUCUUUAGAAACUCAAAAAGAGCAAUAUGAAGCAAAAAUAAAAGAUCAAUCUCAAUCUUCGGAGGCAAAAAUAAAUGAAUUGACUGCUGCAUUAGAUGCUCAAAGGAAACAGCAUGAUGAUCAACUUAAACAAUAUAAUGCUUUAUUGUCUACGAAACAAGAAUUUGAAAUUGCAUUGAGAGAACGUGACUCAAUUAUUUCUAAACUUCAAAGUGAUAUCAGCAGUGUUGCAAGUGAAAAAGGAAAAUUAAGUCAAGUUGUAAAAGAAUUGGAGGAAACUAUCAAAUCUAAAUCGACCACAGUUGAACAAAAAGAGGAUAAAGUUGGUAAAUUAGAGAGUGAAAUUUCCAGUAUAAAGAAUCAACUUUCUAAUUUAUCAAUUAGCGCACAUGUUACAACUCCGCUCUCAGAUCCAGGUAAUCGUUCUAAUAGUAAAUCAUCAAAUUUGACUGAUGAGGCUUCUUCAGACCCUCUAAUUGGACCACAUGUUCCACCAUUCCAAGCUGGUGGUCAACAACCGCCACCAUCUGGUGGUGGAUAUGUGUACCAAGCACAAUAUGGAAAUUAUGGUCCACAACCACAAUUCUAUCAAGGUCAACAACAGUUUUAUAGUCCGGGACAAUCACCAUAUGGCUACCAGCAACAACCCAUUUAUGGGCAGCAAGGACCACCUUCAGGUUAUCAAUCAGGUUAUCAGCAACAGCAACAGCAACCUUACGGGCAACAAGGUUCAUUUGUUGGUGGAUUCAUGCUUCCCGACGAUGCUCCUCCAGCAUAUGAUGGUCCUAAAGAUGGUUUUAAAGAUGAUAAAAAAGAAAAGAGCUAG
Cetraspora pellucida is the source of this 1887-nucleotide messenger RNA. Lineage: Eukaryota; Fungi; Glomeromycota; Glomeromycetes; Diversisporales; Gigasporaceae. The record is from the annotation of a GenBank genome assembly.